CAUUUUUUUCUGAACUUGCCAUUUUUUAGUAUUUUUUACGAAUUUUUAUUAUUUUUUAUUAUUUUAUUAGGAAUUAAAACAUUUUAAUAGCUCUAAGGGUAUAAUUGUCCAAGGUACACAUAAUUAGUCCUAUGCAAACAUAGUUUAUUUUUUGGUCCUAUUUGUGAAAAGUGAAUGACUUUUAGUCCUAUUUUGAUAAUUAACUCUUAAUGAUAAUCCACGAGGGUUUGAUGUAUUAAACCCCUAAUUGCUCGUUCAAAUAAGUCCACUCUUCUAAUGAUUUCAAAAUACUCCACUCAUUUAGCAAUGUUGGCUUUUCCAUACAGCGGUGAUUAUCUAUCUGUAAACCUCAAAACGCCUUCCCUAUACCCCCCCGCGUUUUGCUCAAACUAUCUAACCAUCCUUUAUUCCCGCCGCUCCCUUCACAAACGCAUUUCCAUCUUCCAUUCCCAUUUUCUUGAGAACAGUCAAUCUGAUUCCUACACACGGCGGGGGCGAGAAUGGGGAGUGGCAGGACUCGGUGGAAGCUCUCAUUCCACAGCUCGUUUCUUAGAAAGCAUCUUCUCGCCGUUCCCGACGAGUUCUUGUGUCCCAUCUCUCGUUCUCCCAUGGCCGACCCUGUCAUCGUCUCUUCCGGCCAUACCUUCGAGCGCCAGUGCGUUAUUGCCUGCAAGUCUCUGUCUUUUAUCCCAACACUUUCAGAUGGAUCCGUCCCCGAUUUCUCCACUGUCAUCCCCAAUAUAGCCCUCAGAUCUGCCAUUCUGAACUGGUGCCGCUCAUCUCUUCUGGAUUCUCCCAAGCGGAUUGAUUUUGUUUCGGCCGUGAAGCUCGUCCGUACACUCAUGGCCGCUCAAAACCAUGAGCCCUACCUCGAGAACAGCGACAAUGUUAGCGAUUUUGAGGCUCUGAAGGCGCUCAGUGGGUCGCAGUCUGUGGUGGACCGUACGCCUAGUUUAUUGUCGACGACGAGUUCUGAGAGAUCGGCGGCGGCGGAGACCAUAGGGCGUAGUCCUGCACGACCGGCGUGUUUGUCUUCUUCGUCGUCCUCGUCCGAUUUGGAAGCCCUGUACUCGAAUCAUAUGGAGGAAGAAGAGUUUGUGGCAAAGCUCAAGAGCUCCCUAGUGUCGGAGCAGGAGGAAUCCGCAGCGUCGCUCCGGAAAUUGACCCGAACCCGGGAGGGAAAGCGGAUCCAACUCUGCACUCCCAGAUUACUAGCGGCGCUCCGACCACUCAUCACCUCCAGGUACGCCCCCGUCCAGAUCAACGCGGUCGCGGCGGUUGUGAACCUCUCCUUAGAGAAUCAAAACAAGGUGAGAAUCGUGCGGUCAGGAAUCGUGCCGCCGUUGAUCGUCGUACUUAAAGGAGGCUCCCCUGAAUCGCAGGACCACGCCGCCGGUGCGCUCUUCAGCCUAGCCCUAGACGAUCAUAACAAGACCGCAAUAGGUGUUCUCGGAGCUCUGCCUCCGCUCCUCUAUUCCCUGCGAUCCGAAUCUCUACGGACCCGGCACGACUCCGUUCUAGCUCUCUACCAUCUCUCUAAAGUCCAAAGCAACCGGGCUAAACUGGUGAAACUCGGGUCGGUCCAAACCCUAAUCGAUAUGGUGAAAUCGGGUCACAUGACGAGCCGGAUCCUCCUGGUUCUGUGUAACCUUGCUAACAGCCCGGAAGGGCGGGCAGCCAUGCUGGACGGCGGUGCGGUGGAUUGCUUUGUAAACAUGCUAAAAGAAGGGGAUAGUGAAUCGGACUCCAUUAGAGAGAGAUGUGUUUCUGCAUUUUACGGGCUUAGCCAUGGCGGGCUGAGGUUUAAGGGGCUAGCUAAGGAUGCCGGAGCAGAGGAAGUGUUGGUGAAGUUGGAAGAGACCGGAAGUGAACGGGUCGGGUUGAAGGCUAAGAGGAUACUGGAGGUGUUGAGGAAGAAGGAGGAUGAAGAGGUGGAAGAGGAGGUGGAUUGGGAAAAGCUAUUGAACUGUGAUGAUAAAGACAUUAGCCAAACACGGUGUUAGGGUUGAUUAUGGUUUCUCUUUAAUUUUUGCUGUGCUAAUUUGAUUCAUUUGCAAAGAAUGAAUGACAUUUGUAAUUAUUUUUGGGUUUCUGGCUUCACAUAGCUGUAAGCCUGUAAAUAAAGUUUUGGUAAGAUAGUUUGAACUUUGAAGUGGGUUUUUAAAUUAGAAAAACAGGCUCAAGUUGCCAGUUUUGUGCCACUUUCAUAUUGUUUGAUUUGGUUUUCAAUUCUCCAAAAGCAAAAAAUUAUCUGUGUUUAGGAACCUUCAUCAAGAAGAUGGUUAAAGUGAGAAAUUGUGCAAUGAAUCUGACUU
Cuscuta europaea is the source of this 2315-nucleotide messenger RNA. The record is from the annotation of a GenBank genome assembly. Lineage: Eukaryota; Viridiplantae; Streptophyta; Magnoliopsida; Solanales; Convolvulaceae.